AGCAGACAGACUCAUCAAAAAGCCCUGCCUGCCUGGUGCCUGCCUGCAUAAUAUUCUAACCAAAACACUGCAAAACCAGUCUGAGGCAUCUGUGAUCUGAAUGCAUGUUGCUGACAGCGCAUAAAGAGUGCAGUCUCCAGAAAUCUCCUGGAUUCUAGGUCAGCUCCCCUCCAUCAAACAAAACCUAGUCUUUCUUUCUUUAUCUCCAAAGAAAACAGUGUGGUGCUCGACGGUUUGGCAGUCCUGCCUUUGCCAGAGGGAAACAGUGCGGAUUUUUGAACGGUGCUUCCACGUUGUAACCCAAUCCAAAGCCACACAAUGCCCUUCAUGCUGCAGACCUGCGGACAUCCCCUGCGCGAUAUGACUGCCGAAGGAAUUUGUCGGCGCUGCUCCAUGGACGCGAACGGCGUCCUAGCCGGUCAGGACAUGGAGAAUAUCGCCCCGGAAUCUCCUACCUCGGAUACGAUGCUGGUGGAUAAACCGUCACCCAGUCCGCCGGCUGCCACGUCGCCCAAACCCGACACCACUCCUAGUCCUGACCCAGACGCCUUCGGCCGGCAAGUGGAAAAACUCGUCGGCGUCCUGACCAAUUCCGAUGGCUCGGAGAUUGCGGAUGCCGUGCAGCAUGUGGCACGGGCCAUGUCGACCUUUACCGCUGCGGAGCGGGCGGAAUUCAUUACGCACCUGAUCAUUAUGUACUGUGAGGCCCGCCGUGAGGAUCAGCCCAAGAUCAUUCUGCUGAUUAAGGAGCUGUCCAAGAAGAAUGUCCUGGCCAAGACACACUUUUUCCAAAGUGCGAAGAAAAUCACCGCGGAUAUCGCGCAGUUGACGGUCGACUGGCCGAACAUCUACGACUGUGCGACCUUCCUGAUCUACACUUGCCUGGAAAUGAUCGACAAGUCCACGGAGACCCUUCGCGGCCUGGAGACCAUCCUGGGGAAAGCCGGGGAGCCGCACGCCGCCAAAUUCCUGGACGGCUUCCACCGGUUCUGCCAUCUGCCGGCCGACGGCAGUGCGCCCCUCCCGCGCAAAUCCCUGACCCCCGGUGACCUCCACGCCCGUCCACCAGCCUUUGUGCGGCCGGCGGAGACCGUCCGGGAUCGUCUGAUCCGCCCGCUUUCGCAGGUGGACAGCGAGAAGGCCCCGCGGCGUGUCACGUACACCCGAGAGGUGCUGCUGGCCAUUGAGCAGCGGGUGCGCGCGCACGGCGCCCAGCCCCGCCUGGUGGCGCUGCUGAGUGACGUGAUUAAGAAGGAGGGUGUCCGGAAGGAGGAACGGGAGGGCGGCGGAAAGCGGCCGCGGUAUGUCUCGGAGUCGGCGGUGGGGAGUGAGAUGGGCGCGAAACGCCUGCUGGAGAGCACUAGUCCCGUGCUGCCCAUGAUUAUCGGGGAAGGUCAUGGGCGGUCCCAUUUCGAGAAAUUCGCUCCGGCGCCCCGACACAUCAUCCUCCCAUCGCGUACCGACGCCGGUGAUUCGUCGCAGCAUCUCGCGCAGUCGCCCAGUAAGCACGCCGCUCGCGACUACCUCGGACAUCCCUUCCAGCGUUUCGACAUACCGCGCAACGGGCCGGUUAACGAGAACACACGUCCGCAUUUCCAUCCUCAACAUCCCGCCGGCCAGGGCCAGCCGGGAUUUAUCCGGCAGCCGCAUUUCCGCUCGUCCUACUCCGUAUCGGAGCCGACGGCGGCCGCGGCCGGGGAUGGACAUCGCAUGCGCCAGCAGCCAGCCGCCAAUGCCAAGACCAAAAAGUUCCUCACUGCACUUAGUGUGGAGCGGGACAGCGAUGCGGGACCGGAAUCUCCGCCGGUGACGCUGGGUCCAGGCGAGCGGACGUGGGCGCGUGGUAGCGGGUCGCUGAAGCCGCUGACGUCGCAGCGGAAGAAUACCGAUGAGAACUGGCGUCGGGAGGCUUCGUAAAUCAAAUCAGAAGGACAAUAUGUCCCGUUUAGCAGACGCUUCAUCAUCGCUUGUAUUUUUCCAUUUUUUUUGUCGGUCACUGGCAUCGAAGCAUUCUGUGUACCUCUGGACUGAACCACUGGCGAUUUGUUUUUACGGCGGACACCGGCGAAUCUGCUUUCGUUGUACAUUUUUUGUUCUGACCUUUUUACUUUGUACAUUGUUUUUUUUCCUGAACGGCAGGGUUGUGUGCGCGCGCACACGUCCCAUUGCGGGAUAGACCAUUGUGGCUGUUACUCGCGUUUUGUUACGGAUUUCAGUUUCAGUGUGGUUGUGUGAGCGCUGCACGUUGCGGGUGUGCUUGUUGGAGUUAAGGCUUGGGAAUGCGGGGAUGGUUCCCGUUACAGGGAAUUUGUAUGCGCCAGCUGUUGUACGAUACCGGUAUUUUCCUGUUUAGUAUUUUGACAGCAUUUGUUAUACAGAAAAUUAUAUAUAAAAAUGAAAAAACCUCA
Molecule: messenger RNA, 2408 nt
Organism: Paramacrobiotus metropolitanus
Lineage: Eukaryota; Metazoa; Tardigrada; Eutardigrada; Parachela; Macrobiotidae
Exons: 8
Coding region: 319-1917 (532 amino acids)
Source: RefSeq, a predicted model, not a curated record